UAAGUGGCAGCGUUUUAGGCCGACCAAAAGCCUCUUCACGGCUCUUCCUCCCUCGAAGGGAAUUGAUUGGCGGAUCGAUCGAAGAUGGAUAUGGAUCACGGUGGUCACGACCAUGAUCAGGCAGCAGCGCCCUCGAAUCCUUCCAUGGGGAUGGGGACGGGGAUGGGGAUGCAUAAUAUGAUGAUGAUGCAGAUGAGCUUCAUCUGGAGCAAGAAUGUAACGCUUUUGUUCUCGGGCUGGACCACCAGCAACUGGGUCGAGUACUCUCUAACGCUCUUGGCCGUCGUCUGCUUUGCGAUUCUCCACCAGUUUCUGUGCUAUCUCAGGGGCCGCAGCGACAUGUUCUACUCCAUUUCAGGCCGCGGCCAGGCAGCCAUCGCCCUCGUCUUGUACGCUGCCUAUGUUUCCACCAGUUACUUGCUCAUGCUCAUUGUCAUGAGCUUCAACGUGGGGGUGUUUAUCGCUGUUGUCUUGGGGCUUUGCUUGGGCAUCCUCGUCUUUCCAUUCAAGCUUGGAUCGAACAAAACCACUGCCGCUGAUCACCAACACCAACACGACACUUGCUCUACACAACCGUGAGUGGACUUCAUCCUAUGAUAACUUAGAAUGAUUUGUUUUGAAUAUAUUAUCUUACUCUGCACCAAUACCAUUCACAUUCAUAGCC
This is a messenger RNA of Selaginella moellendorffii, 664 nucleotides long. RefSeq names its product copper transporter 6-like. Gene Ontology annotation, molecular function: copper ion transmembrane transporter activity. The coding region runs from base 85 to 579 and encodes 164 amino acids. Gene Ontology annotation, biological process: copper ion transmembrane transport; intracellular copper ion homeostasis. The record is from RefSeq and is a predicted model, not a curated record. Gene Ontology annotation, cellular component: plasma membrane. NCBI's taxonomy places the organism in Eukaryota, Viridiplantae, Streptophyta, Lycopodiopsida, Selaginellales, Selaginellaceae. The transcript has a single exon.